AGGGAGAGAAGACAAGCUCUCUGGCCCCCUUCUGCUUUAAAAAGCCACUUGAGCUCCGCGGGCAGCUUGCUGGCCGCUCCCUUCCCACGCCUGGACCAUGCCCCGUAGCCGCUUCCUGCGCGGCCACAGGCGAGGGCUCGGUAUCUGCAGCUGAGAGCUAAAACUUUUUUUUGACUUUUCUUUCCCCCAACAACUGAACCAUGCCAUGUGCUCAGAGGAGCUGGCUGGCAAAGCUCUUGAUGGUGGCUCAGCUUCUUAGCUUUGGGGCUUUUUGCCACGGGAGACAAGCUCAGCCCGUCCCGGUUCGCUUCCCAGACCCGAGGCAAGAACGUUUUAUCAAGGCCCUGCCCGAAUAUCACGUGGUGGGGCCAGUCCAAGUAGAUGCCAGCGGACAUUUCCUGUCUUACGGACUGCGUCAUCCUGUCUCCAGCAGCAGGAGGAAGAGAGCCGCGGGCGGCUCUGAGGACAAGGUGUACUACAGAAUUUCACACGAAGAAAAAGACCUGUUUUUCAAUCUGACGGUCAACAGGGAAUUUCUUUCCAAUGGCUAUGUCGUGGAGAAGAGAUACGGGAACCUUUCCCAUGUGAAGAUGGUGGCUUCCUCUGGCUCACCCUGCCAUCUCAGGGGCACAGUUCUGCAGGAGGGCGUCACAAUCGGGACAGCAGCCCUCAGUGCCUGCCAAGGACUGACUGGAUUUUUCCAUCUACCACAUGGUGACUUUUUCAUUGAGCCUGUUAAAAAGCAUCCACUGACGGAAGAAGGGUACCACCCUCAUGUCGUAUACAGGAGUCCGGAGACAAAGGAGCCCACCUGCGGAUUAAAGGACAGUCUCGGUAACUCUCAGAAGCAAGAGCUACAGAGAGAGAAGUGGGAGAGGAGAAACUCACCAAGCAGAAGCCUCUCCCGGCGCUCCAUAAGCAAGGAGAGAUGGGUGGAGACACUUGUGGUGGCUGACACCAAAAUGGUUGAAUACCAUGGAAGUGAGAACGUGGAGUCCUACAUCCUUACCAUCAUGAAUAUGGUCACCGGGUUGUUCCAUAACCCAAGCAUUGGCAAUGCAGUCCACAUUGUCGUGGUUCGACUCAUUCUACUUGAAGAAGAGGAGCAAGGAUUGAAAAUAGUUCACCAUGCAGAGAAGACACUGUCCAGCUUCUGCAAGUGGCAGAAAAGCAUCAAUCCCAAGAGUGACCUCAACCCUGUCCAUCACGAUGUGGCUGUUCUUAUCACCAGAAAGGAUAUCUGUGCUGGUGUCAAUCGCCCUUGUGAAACUCUGGGGCUGUCUCAAUUGUCAGGAAUGUGCCAGCCUCACAGGAGUUGUAACAUCAAUGAAGAUUCUGGCUUGCCCCUGGCUUUCACCAUCGCCCAUGAACUCGGGCACAGCUUUGGCAUCCAGCAUGAUGGAAAAGAAAAUGACUGUGAGCCUGUGGGCAGGCACCCAUACAUCAUGUCCCAGCAAAUUCAGUAUGAUCCCACUCCACUGACAUGGUCCAAGUGCAGCAAAGAGUACAUCACUCGCUUCCUGGACCGAGGCAGGGGAUUCUGUCUUGAUGAUAUCCCCAAAAAGAAAGGCUUGAAGUCCAACGUCAUUGCUCCAGGGGUGAUUUAUGACGUUCAUCACCAGUGCCAGCUCCAAUAUGGCCCCAAUGCUACGUUUUGCCAGGAAGUGGAAAAUAUCUGCCAGACACUGUGGUGCUCUGUAAAAGGCUUCUGUCGCUCGAAGCUGGAUGCUGCUGCAGACGGGACACGCUGUGGUGAGAAGAAGUGGUGUAUGGCUGGAAAGUGUAUCACAGUGGGGAAGAAACCAGAGAGCAUCCCUGGAGGCUGGGGACGCUGGUCACCCUGGUCCCACUGCUCCAGGACCUGUGGGGCGGGAGCUCAGAGUGCAGAGAGGCUCUGCAACAACCCCGAACCAAAGUUCGGAGGGAAAUACUGCACCGGAGAAAGAAAACGCUAUCGCUUAUGCAAUGUCCACCCCUGCCGCUCAGACACCCCAACUUUCCGGCAGAUGCAGUGCAGUGAAUUCGACACUGUUCCCUACAAAAAUGAAUUCUAUCACUGGUUCCCAGUGUUUAAUGCAGCGCAUCCUUGUGAGCUGUACUGCAGACCCAUAGAUGGACAGUUUUCUGAGAAAAUGCUGGAGGCCGUCAUCGAUGGCACCCCUUGCUUUGAAGGCGGCAGCAGCAGAAAUGUCUGUAUUAAUGGCAUAUGUAAGAGGGUCGGCUGUGACUAUGAGAUUGACUCCAAUGCUACUGAGGAUCGCUGUGGUGUGUGCCUUGGCGAUGGCUCUGCCUGUCAGACUGUGAAGAAGCUGUUUCGACAGAAGGAAGGAUCUGGUUAUGUUGACAUCGGACUUAUUCCCAAAGGGGCAAGGGAUAUAAGGGUAAUGGAAAUCAAAGCAGCUGGAAAUUUCCUGGCCAUUAGGAGUGAAGAUCCAGAAAAGUAUUACCUCAAUGGAGGGUUUAUUAUCCAGUGGAAUGGAAACUAUAAACUGGCAGGGACCGUCUUCCAGUAUGAUCGGAAAGGAGAUCUGGAGAAGCUGAUAGCUCCAGGCCCCACCAACGAGUCAGUGUGGAUCCAGCUACUAUUCCAGGUGACUAACCCUGGUAUCAAGUAUGAGUACACCGUCCGGAAAGAUGGCCUUGACAAUGAUGUGGAGAAGUUGCUGUACUUCUGGCAGUUUGGCCGCUGGACAGAAUGCAGUGUAACGUGUGGGACAGGUAUCCGUCGCCAGACGGCUCACUGUGUCAAGAAGGGCCAUGGGAUAGUGAAAGCUACCUUCUGUAACCCAGAAACACAGCCCAGUGGGAGACAGAAGAAGUGCUAUGAAAAGGAUUGUCCACCCAGGUGGUGGGCAGGGGAGUGGGAAGCAUGUUCGACGACAUGCGGUCCCUACGGAGAAAAAAAGAGAACAGUGCUGUGUAUCCAGACCAUGGGCUCUGAUGAGCAGGCUCUCCCAGCUACAGACUGCCAGCACCUGCUGAAGCCCAAGGCACUGGUUUCCUGUAACAGAGAUAUUCUGUGUCCAUCAGACUGGACAGUGGGCAACUGGAGUGAGUGCUCGGUUUCCUGCGGUGGUGGAGUGCGGAUUCGCAGUGUCACCUGUGCCAAGAACCACAAUGAACCUUGUGACAAGGCACGGAAACCCAACAGCCGAGCUCUGUGUGGCCUCCAGCAGUGCCCAUCUAGCCGCAGAGUUCUGAAACCCAAUAAAGACAUAGCUCCCAGUGGGAAAAACCAACCAACAUCAGAGUAUGACCCCUUCAAGCCCAUCCCUGCACCCACAUCCAGGCCCAUGCCGCUGUCCACGCCCACAGUGCCUGGGUCUAUGAGCACAAGCACCACAGCAAUCAACAACCUUGGCCCCACUAUGGCACCCGAAGAUGGGAUAGGAUGGCAGCAUACUUCAACCCAAACUAAAGAGGACUCCCACUACCUUACUUCCUCUGGAAGCACUUCCCAGGCCCCCUUCACUUCCUGGUCUGUAAGUAUCCAGCCCGAUGAUGAAAAUGUUUCUAGUUCGGCUAUAGGUCCUACUUCAGAGGCUGACUUUUGGGCAACAACAAGUGAUUCCGGCUUAUCAUCUAGCAAUGCUGUGACUUGGCAAGUAACCCCAUUUUAUGACCCCUUGACCACGGAUCCGGAAGUGGAGAUACACAGUGGCUCAGGAGAAGGCAGUGACCAGCCUAUGAACAAGGAUGAAAACAACUCUGUGAUAUGGAACAAGAGCAGGGCACCUGAGCACGCGUCUUCCAUGGAGAGGAAUGCAGAAAUACCACUCGGACCUCCACCAACAUCUUACGUCGGGGAAGAGACUUCAUGGCCUCCCUUCAGUGCAAUGAUGAAAGGCUCACUACCUGACUGGUCCCUUAAAAACGAGACACCCAGAGCUGAGGGGAUGAUCACUGAAAAACCAAGGAACAUUCCACUCCCGCCUGGAGGAGGCCAUCAGCCAACGCCCUCAGAAAAGUUAGAAAACCAUGACCACUUGGCAUUGCCAAACGAUACAAAUCCAACCCAAGGCUCUGGGCCUGUCCUGACGGAGGAAGAUGCAUCAAGUCUGAUUGCUGAGGGAUUUCUGCUAAAUGCUUCCAAUUACAAGCAGCUUAUGAAGGACCCCAGCCCUGCACACUGGAUUGUUGGAAACUGGAGUAAAUGCUCCACCACAUGUGGGCUGGGGGCCUACUGGAGGAGUGUGGACUGUAGCACCGGCAUGGACGCUGACUGUGCAGCCGUUCAGAGGCCAGACCCUGCUAAGAAGUGCCACCUCCGCCCCUGCGCCGGCUGGCGAGUGGGAAACUGGAGCAAGUGCUCCCGAAACUGCAGUGGAGGCUUCAAGAUUCGUGAGAUUCAGUGCAUGGACAGCCAGGACCACCACCGGAGCCUGAGGCCAUUUCACUGCCAGUUCCUGGCUGGCCUUCCUCCUCCCCUGAGUAUGAGCUGUAACCUGGAGCCUUGUGAAGAAUGGCAAGUGGAGCCCUGGAGCCAGUGUUCUAGGUCCUGUGGAGGCGGUGUUCAGGAGAGAGCAGUCUCUUGCCCGGGCGGCCUCUGUGAUUGGACAAAAAGACCUGCGUCCACUGUGCCCUGCAACAGGCACCUUUGCUGCCACUGGGCCACUGGGGAAUGGGAUCUGUGUACCACUUCCUGUGGCGGCGGCUCUCAGAAGAGAACUGUUCAUUGUAUCCCCUCAGAAAACAGUACGACUGAAGAUCCAAACCAGUGCCUCUGUGACCACGAAGUCAGACCCCCAGAAUUCCAAAAAUGCAACCAGCAAGUCUGUAGGAAGAGUGCUGAUUUAACGUGCACGAAGGACAGGCUUUCAACCAGCUUCUGCCAGACGCUAAAAUCCAUGAAGAAAUGCUCUGUGCCCUCAGUGAGAGCACAGUGCUGCCUCUCAUGCCCGCAGACACAGAGCAUCCACACCCAAAGGCAAAGAAAACAGCAGGUGCUCCAAAAUCAUGGCACCCUCUAGGUUCAGAAAGAAGCCGUCAUCACCAACCUCCAAAGCCUGCGGCUCGAGAACAUGGUCCAGAAGGCCGCUUCAUUACCAUUUCACUUUACACAUGCUAGGUUCAACUAUAGAUCACAACGAAACAAAAUGCAAUGUGUUUGUCUAGCUGCAAAAUGUUCCUCAUAGAAAGCUUGGUGCUAGCUGCUCCCUGAUGGGAAGACAAAGUAAGUAUGUGAGAGAAUUCUGAAGCAGCUGAGAUGAGUGCCUGGGGAAAGAACCCGAUUAGGCAAGUCUGUGAAAAAAGAUGUCUUUUCCCCUUUAAAGAUUAAAAAUAGAGAACAGCUUUUUUCCAAACUACCUCAAGAAUAUCAAGAAACAGCCACACUUACCCAGGGAACAGAGAAUCUUUUUAAUUUGUCUUCAAGAAUAUAUCCUCCUUGGCUUCCUUGGGUAGCCCCGGGGGCAGUUUUUAGGAACAUUUAUUCACUAGUCAAUAAGGACGGGAAGAGAAGGCUAGCUGACCCUCAGUCUCCCCUCCAUCCCUGCAGGACUUCACAACUGGAAGUCUAAAAUCUUGGGACAGACCACGGAGGUUCGGGACUAAGGACACACAGACGUCGAUGCAGCCCGAGGGGAUUAGCCCAAUGAUGCAGAAGGUCAUCUCUAACUUCAGUUCAGUUUCUAUUAAAAAGGCAAAUGAGCACAGAUCAACCUCUUGCUAGCAGAAGAAAGAAAAUGUGGCCUUUGUUCUUUGAAUUGUCCUGGCUUUGUCAAUUCCGUCACACAACAGAUGAAUGUCCCUGCCUACCAUUCUCUCUCCUGUCCUGCCUCUAUCUGGGUCAGGACCUCAGGUCCAAUCAUCAUCUUCAGCCCAGAAGGAUUAUAUACGAAACUUCUAUAACCAGGGUGCUGGCUCUCAACUCACCCUAUCUCUCCUGAGAGAAAAAGUGAAGUUAUAAAGGUUAAACCACUUCAAAGAAUCAGGUAAAUUGUACUGUCUAAGAAUUUAGUAGAAAUGUAUACUUUAGUUAGAAGGAAAAAAAAUUCUAAGAACUGGGAGAGAUGAUCUAGUUAGUGUACCCAUUAGUGACUUUUAAAAGUCUUUUGCCUCUAGAGAUAUAGAACUGGGGCAGAAUUCAUAUUUAGCAUGUGCAAGGCUGUAAGUUUGAUCUCUAGCGACACACAUGCAUGCAUAUAUUUGUACACACAGAUCAAAAACAAAGGCUAGUUUACUUUGUGGAGACCAGGCAAGUCAAGAGGAUCCAGAUCACUGAGAUAAAAGUCAGAAUGCUUAUUCCAGCCAUUGCCCCCUACUGAAGGCAGAGUAGGCUGUGAUCUCAAACUCAGAGCAAAUCUCCAGGCGAGCCUGUGAACUGAAGCUAGACAGGAAGAAUGGGUGUGUGGAGAGAUGUAAGCCCCAGAGAGAGACCCCAGAAUGAGCUCUUGAGAGGAGGCAGUGUGUGCCUGCCUGUGAUGGACUGCAUAGUUGUAGGCAUAUGCACCAAUAUACAUCAUCUUCACUCUGGAAUACAGUACCCCAUAACUCCCUGUAGUUACCUGUCUGUUCAGCAGAAUGGUGCUAUUGAACCUGGUGCUAAUACCCAGAUGUUGGCAGAGCUAACAGAGCUAGUAGUCAUAUGAAUGGCUAAGCAAAUAAGAACUUCCAGAUAGACAUCUUCGGCUUUGUGUGAGAUGGUGUUGCUGGCCAAUGCCAGUUUCAUUUGCUCUGAGACCAUGAACACAACAUUAUAUAUUAUGUGCUUUUAAUUUUUUUUUUUUUUUUUUUUUGCUCUCUGAGACAGAAUUUCUGUGGGUAGCCCUGGCUAUAGACAGGCUGGCCUCCAACUCACAGAGAUCCUCUGCCUCCCGAAUGCUGGGAUUAAAGUGUGCACUGCCACCGCCCGGUACUUCUAAACUCUUUAUCAAGCCACUCGUGUGCAUUAUUCUGAUCAGUUCCUGUGGAAAACAAAGCACUGGGCUUUGGAUAAGAUUCAAGGUAUACCAGAAACAGGAGAAAGUACAUAUUUGCUGAAGCCAGGGAAUUUAUGUGUAGUUAAGCAUACUUUCUUGUAUCCUAUCUUUAAAUAUAAACGUUGCUGGUCAAUGACAAACUCUGGUGAAACAGCAAUUUCAGAGAAAUACUUACAUUAUUCUGGGAGUGGGAGGAAUGGAGAGGUAGAGGAGAAUCUGACUUUUUCUAAUGAGAAAAUUUGCAAAGACUAGUAGUCUAGGCUUUCAGAGGGAUUAAUUUAGUAAGCCAUGUGAAUUUAGCUUAAUCUGGUACUGUUCUAGCACAGGGUAAAAGUACAUGACAUCAGAGUCCUGGGUGUGACCAGGCUUAGAAAACUCAGGAACAAACCUGGAUUCCUACUGACCUCAACAAACUAAACUAGGCCAGAUUUCCCAAUGCAAAAAUAAAUAAAUAAAUAAACCAUGUCAUUUGUUGCCCGUGUGGUGGAGAACAUAAAAAGCCUUGUGGAGAGGGUCUGGCCAGGUGCUCCAUUCUAGAUUUUUCUCCAGUUCCUCAAACACAGGAAAUAGACCUCUGAUCACACAUCAUGGACAUCCCUUUCCUCUAUCAUAGUGAGACUGUUCUAUGGCACGUGGCAUUUGUGUUUGCUGUAGGACUCAUCAGUCAGCUGCUUGGCUGUGGGUUAUUGGAACACCAUAGAUCCUUGGUGCUUGAAAUGCUAGAAGAACCUUGAAUAUCAGGAUGACUGUGAUAGCAAGAACUGGAUAGUGUCUUCACAGGAUCAAAUAUGAGGCCUUGAUACUUUUCACCCAUGUCCUCCUUCAGUAACACCUUGAAGGUAUGAGUAAGAAGUUCAGCAAGAGACACUGGAUUAUACAUUUACCAUGAGCCAGAGAGGUCCACCACAGGACCUUGUGCUUAAAUACAUCAUGUUGGGUUUACAUUGCUUUUCAGAGUGGUAGACUUAGCCCUUCUCCAAAAAGUAAUAGGCUAUUUAAUUCUUGAACAUCAAAAACAGUAUUGUGCCAUAAGAGAACAAUGUUCCUGGAAACUUCAUAGUGAAUACUUUAUUCAAGUCGUGAAUCAUAUCCUGUAACAAAUGAUUGCUUUCUUGUGUAGGGUUAACUGUUCAGUCAUAGGUUUUCUUAAACAAGAACACACACACCUCCUUCUGCUCUCCUGAGACAGGCAUGUCUCCACUGGCAUUCCAUUGCAAUGCUUUCAGAGAGUCUGUUUUGAACAAGCUCCAUUAAGAAUCUGAAGCACAAAUUGGAUGGAUUAUAUUAUUUCAGACCCUAACUUCCCUUCUAGCUAGCUGAAGUUCUCUGAAAGCUACAUAUUGCAAACCAAAGAGAAUACAAGUCUUAGCUUUUCUCCUUUCUCACUUCAAGAUGAAGCUCUGGAACAGCCUGACUGGUGCUCAAUUCACAGUGAUCUGCACUCCCAGGGAAAGGCCACAUGUCAUGAGCUUCCUGGUGCUAUAAUCUAUCCAAUAGAUUUGAUAUACUCUUGUUGCUAAUUCAAAUAUUUUUAAUUCAAGUAUUUUUAUUUUAUGUCACUAAAAAUGUGAUGGGGGAAAUGUCUUUCUACCUAUCAUUGUCCUCCAAAAUGGUGAUAUGACACACAUGGGUAACUCAUUGCUUCCUCUGUGUUCCUGUGCUCCCUCACCAGCUGACUCCUCCGCUCCUUAUGUACCAGAUGAGUACCUCUGUAUUAAAAUCAGAUAGUAAUCACAGCUUGUCUUUGUGUGGCAUUAAUAAACGGCCAAACUCA
Molecule: messenger RNA, 8694 nt
Organism: Peromyscus californicus insignis
Lineage: Eukaryota; Metazoa; Chordata; Mammalia; Rodentia; Cricetidae
Gene: Adamts12
Product: ADAM metallopeptidase with thrombospondin type 1 motif 12
Exons: 24
Coding region: 201-4970 (1589 amino acids)
Biological process (GO): proteolysis; extracellular matrix organization
Cellular component (GO): extracellular matrix
Molecular function (GO): metalloendopeptidase activity
Source: RefSeq, a predicted model, not a curated record